GUACUGUAUUUGGAACAUCCCAGAUUGCAUGCGGUCAGACAGUGGUUAUACGUCAUGUGACUGAGGGUGAAGCAUUGUGUUUUCCUGAAUGGACGUAGCACGCUUGUGUACAAUCCACUCUGCACCCAAACAUGGUGCAAUGCCAGGGCUGUUGAUUUGAUGGUGCAAUAGAAUAAAGCAACACACAACAACAGUGAUUGGUCACCGCAGUGUGAAAUUUGAAAUAUGACUCACGGCUCUGAGGUGAAGCUGAGGUAAAGACUGUAUAUGGUCUCAAACAUCACUUUUUAAUCAAUAUCAGUAUCAGAAGAGUGAAUAAAUAGGCUAAAAUAAAUGGAAAGUUGAUAUGGAGAGCCCUGAUUGGGAUCUGGCCUGUAGUUGAGGGCCUGUAGGAACACGCCCUCCUGGCACCUGCUGUUUUCCCAUAGUAGAUCUGACAUGGUGGCGGUUUAUCUGUGUGUUGUGUUACGUAAGAGGCAGCGUGUGGACGUGGGUAUAAAAGCUACCGUAUGUACAGCAGCAGUCAGUGAGCACUUCCUCGCUGUUCAGCCAGUCUGUGUUCAGAGACGUGGAUUUUUCUCAUGGAUUUACGGUUAAGAGGGAUCGUUUUUCUGCUGCUGGUGGUCGGGGGUCUUAAUGAAGACGUCCACACUAAGCACAUGGAUACUGUCAUCAAAAUUUUGGCGACCAUUGAAGCUGACAACCCUGGUCUGGAGCCUUUAGAUUUGGUGAUUGGUCUCCGUAAAGCUGCUGGAAUUGAGACACCCUUUAUUCAGAAUUACUUUGGACCGCUGAGUGAUGACAGUCGCUCAACCACGCUGGUCCUGAAGCCAGAGAUCAGUAGACUGAUCACCAGCGGGAUUAAGCACGAGGUGACGGGACUGGGAUUAGAGGAAGGGGUGGUCCUGACUGGUGAUGGUUUCACUGUGGCUCUGACUCCUCUGCUUCUUGGGCUGGAAGCUGGUUUGAGGUCAACGUCGCCAAGACGUGUACGUGGCCUGUAUCCUCUAACCCUAACCAAUACCUUGGUUCGUUCGUUCCUCCACCAUUCCCAAAGCGACCCUUCCACCUCCUCCAGAGUGGGAACUGCCGGCUGUUGGAACAGCGUAAAGGACCCUCAGGAGUUCACGCUUUCUGGCGUGGCCUCCUUGGCGACUGACGCCCUCAUAAAUGGAGGAAUGGACGGAGCGAUUCUGGGGAAGCGCCUGGCGGAAACAGCCAACAGUCGUCCGGUAAAGCUGAGCAGCUUCCUGAAACGCUACUACAACCAUCAGCUAACCGAAACAGGCCUGGACUCCGCCCCUAAACUGAUCAGUCAACGCCGCAGAACCAACUUCCAGAAGCUGGUCAACCUCCCUUUACUGAGGAAGCAAGUAGCCAGGAGUCUGUCCACGGUUCAAAAACUCGACAAAACCAUCAGACAGCUAAAAAUGGAGAAGAAGAACAUGGAGGAGAUUGUGAAUCAGGGACUCGACGAGUUCAUCCACACCUAUAUCGAUUGUCCACCUAUCGUUUCACGGUGCAUGUGGGAAGCGAGGCCUUAUAAAGGAACCCCCACCAUGCUGAAGCUGCCACUGUCCUACUUGUACAUCCACCACACCUAUGAGCCGUCCAAACCCUGCCUGACCUUCGCCGACUGCUCCCGCGACAUGAGGUCCAUGCAGCGCUACCACCAGGACUCCAAUGGUUGGGAUGAUAUUGGAUACAGUUUCGUGGCCGGCUCUGACGGGAACAUCUAUGAAGGGCGUGGCUGGAACUGGCAGGGUGCGCACACUAAAGGCUACAACUCUAAAGGUUACGGCGUGUCCUUCAUAGGAGACUACACCUCCAGCCUCCCGUCAAAGAGCGCCAUGGAUCUCGUGAGGAACCAGCUGGCAAAGUGUGCCACGGGCGGCGGGAGACUGGUCUCUAACUACAUCAUACACGGGCACAGGCAGCUGGUCAGCACCUCCUGCCCCGGGAACGCCUUUUACACAGAAAUCAGAGGCUGGCCGAACUUCAGGGAGGUUUAAAGACGAAGACUGCGGACUCUCCUCGAAUGCUAUGCUUUGCCUUCUACAAUAAACCUUGCAAGUCUUGAUUCAUGCAAACAUGAUUUAUUCUUGUUUAUUAAUCAUUACUGGUUAUUUAGAUUGUUAGAUGAUUCAGAUAAUCAAUAUUAUAAUAUAAGAUUAUUAUUAUUAUCAACGCAUAACACUAAACACUGACAAAUAGGUCUAAAACAACUUUUUAACAGUAUUUUCCCUGUACUUUUUUUUUCUCUGGAAGAUUGUAUUAAACUGACAAGAAAGCACUGUUUAUUGACGUGUCAUGUGACAUCCCCAAAAAACUGUAUAGGAGGAAUAAAUUAAUUUUAUUGUUUUAAUUUUAACAGCUUUUUAAUUCGAGGUAUUCUGAUUGAGCAUUUUUACAAGUGAUAUUAAUAAAACAAAUGCCUUUAAUCUCUUAUAAAUAAAACAGUAUUGUUGGGUAAUUUACCACAGCAAAAAUGUUUGUGAACCAGACGGACAAGAAAAACCAGAAGUCAGGAUAUCCAAUUUAGAAUAAAAUUUACUGAAGAAAAUCAUUGAAGUAUUACAGACACGCCAGUAGAUGAAUCAGACAAAAAGUAAGAAAAUAGACAAAAGUAUUACAGGAAAAAUGUUGUAGAUGGUCAAAAGUAAAGUAUUCCAAUCUCGAGAGCUACAGGAAAAGUCUGACUUUUCUGUCUCUGCAUUAACAGUUAUACUUGAAUAAUAAUUACAUGUAAAUCUACUUUACCAGGAUACAUGUUCUUAUUGGUUCUAUAAAAAUCAAUAAUGACAUAAUUGUCUCUAUGAUUGGUUCUUCAAAUGUAUCAACAUUACACUACUGAGUAAGCAUGACAAUGCAUUACAUAUGUUGCAUCAAAAAGGUGUACGUCACAAAGUCCGAACAUCAUGUUGUUUUCCAUUCCCGUGGCGUUCGGUGUCUUCUGGCCUGUCUGCGACUUUGCGCCACGUAGAACAGCCGUGCGUAGGCUAUCUAAGGAGAGGUUACUAGCACAAUCACUCAGAUAGCGGGUAUCUCCCUCUGCAGUUGUCAACAUCUUGUCCUUGCAUCCUGUCGCAACAUGAAACAACCUUAUCUCUUCUAAAUGUACAUAAUAUUCUAACAACACAAAGAUCCUAGUGGAAUAACAGAUUCUAAAAAUAAAAACUGGUGUGUCUGAACAAUUUAUUGUUAAUGAUUACAGUCAAAUGAUUAUAUUUAUUGAAUGAUCAUAAUUAUCAAAUAAAAGGAUAUUAAGUGUAGAUUAAAGGAUAUACACGUCCAGAAUCCAUGGACGGGGGCUUCCCAGAUCGCUCCCAUCAGUAUGAAUGUGUGUCUAUCCAAAGAUGUCAAGUGUGGACAAGAAAUCUUGGAAUACUCGCUUGGAAAUAAAUAGGAAAUAAAGAAUUUAACCAUA
Astyanax mexicanus (Mexican tetra) is the source of this 3427-nucleotide messenger RNA. RefSeq names its product peptidoglycan recognition protein 6 (gene pglyrp6). The record is from RefSeq and is a predicted model, not a curated record. The coding region runs from base 582 to 2012 and encodes 476 amino acids. The transcript is spliced from 5 exons. Gene Ontology annotation, biological process: defense response to Gram-positive bacterium; detection of bacterium; peptidoglycan catabolic process. Gene Ontology annotation, molecular function: peptidoglycan binding; N-acetylmuramoyl-L-alanine amidase activity; peptidoglycan immune receptor activity. Lineage: Eukaryota; Metazoa; Chordata; Actinopteri; Characiformes; Acestrorhamphidae.